GUACUGCCUCCACACUGAAGGCUGUCAGGGAUACAACACCGAGAGACGGCGCUGCAACUUCUUUUCCUGUAAUGGCACGCUUGAUGUCCUCCACCUCCACGACAAGCGCUACAAGCCCACUAAGUUCGGAUGGCGGGAGUCGAGCACCCGCCCUGGGUCGUGGAGGGCCGUGAGGAACCGCCCGCUUCUGGUGCACACUCGGGACAUCUACCCUGGAGGCUUCCCCAAGGAGUUUUCCAUUCUCAUCACCGUCAGGCCAGACCUCGGCAACAUGGGUAUGCUCUUCAUCAUGCAUCGGGCUUACGGAGGUGAAGUAUACCUGGGUCUUGGACUGGGCACUGGCCUGGAGCUGCUACACACUGGACCUACAAGAGAGGAUGACGUCCUGCCCAUCAACGUGGCUCCCAUCAACGUCAACCUUACCGACGGACAUUGGCAUCAGCUGGCGAUCAGUGUACUGGAGGACAACAGCAUCCAGGUGUACGUUGACUGUCGGUGGAUCAGUCGACAGAUGCUGCGACGCUCAACGCUUGAGAUCCCCAUGGACACCCUACUGUAUGUGGGGGGCAUGCCGGGACGGAGCUACCAGGGGGAGAUGGAGCAGUUCACCAUCAGUAGGUCUCCUGACGCCGUGGCCAAGCAGUGCAAACCAGAACCCAUUCCAAUCAUCGAUAAAACCCUCCAGGACACGGGACGACCCCUGGGCCUGGCUGUGCACGAGUAUUCCAACCACCUCAACCAACACCUAACCGACCCCCACCAUGACUACCACGACUCCAAUGAAUACGACUACGGCGAAUAUGGCGACGAGUUCGAUAUUUAUGGCAACGUAGAUUACAACGACUUUCCCGACUACGUAUACGACGACUAUGCUGACUUUGAAGACGGGCGAAUCUCGAGCACUCACGAAUGGAAUGAUGAGAAUAAUUAUAUAGACGGAGAGGAGAGCGAGAUGACAGUAGAUGAUAGAGAAGAGGCAAGAGGAAGGGAAGAUAAACACAGUGAGAUGAAGGAGAUGUCAGACACGGGGGAUGAGAGGCAUGAGUUAGGUUCCUCCACCACAGCCACUGACGACGAGGAUCUGAUCGAGGGUUCCGGUGUUGACGACGGCAAGUAUGAGUUAACGUGGUCAGUGUGGUCAGGCUGCUCCACUUCCUGUGACGGCGGAGUUCGAAUACGCUCCUACCGAUGCUUACCCAACCAACUGCUCUUCGAAGAAUGUGUCCAUGCAGGGAUUGAGACGCAGGAACAGAGAGCUUGCAACCUACAACCAUGCCCUUCAACCACUCCCCGUACCACCACCACCACCACCACCAGUGAACCCACACACCCAGAGAUGGAUAAGAUGAUCCACACUAUACCGUACAUGACAUCCACCGAUACCUUCUCGCCCCCGCCUGUCACAGCUACUCCCUUGGAUCAGCUAAUGACCGUCACUGCCACCACCACCACCACCACACCAUCCCCUCCUCACACUACCACAACUACUCCCAUUACGUCAACCACAGCCAGGGCCAGAGUGGUGGAGAUGCACCCGCUGUUCCCUACCACAGUGGUGAGUGCAGCCCAUCAGCCUGUCAGCGAGCCAUUCUAUAACAACACGUCCAAGAUGUAUCUAGACGACAAGCAUCACAAGCCCUCCAAGAUGGACGACGCCAGACUGGACAACUCUGUAUGGCAGGAGACGAUGACGGAGAGGGACAUGAACGAGGUGCUGCCGAGGGGCGGCCCACCACCUGUGUCCUAUAGCAAGAGGACGUCCUGGAACCACAAGUGGAGCUACCAGUAUCACCACCAUCACCACCACCAGCAGCAGCAACAACACCGCAUGAGGCAUCACCACAAUAAACAUACUGCGAACCAACAUGGAGAGUGUGCAGGGGGGUGUCUUAACCAGGGCCUCUGUGGGUACGGCGGGGUGUGUCACUGUGCCCGUGGCUGGCAUGGGCGCCGCUGUGAGAUGGCUGAGUGUGGGCGUGGCUGCGUCAACGGUGGUGUGUGUGUGGCGCCCGACACUUGCCGAUGUCCACCUGGAUACUCGGGACCUCAUUGUCAGGACGCUGUGUGUAAUCCAGCUUGUGGUAACGGUGGGACGUGUGUCAUCCCUGGCCUGUGUGUGUGUCCUUCUGGCUAUGUCCCUCCUCUCUGUACCCCCAUGUGCACGGUAAGAUGUCUACACGGCGGGGAGUGCACGGGCGUGGAGCGAUGCACUUGUCCUGGGGGUUACACGGGUGCACGGUGUGAGUCAGCAGUGUGCACGCCCUCCUGUCAACAUGGCGGCCGCUGCGUCGCUCCCGGCGUGUGUUCCUGCCCUUCUGGUUAUGGUGGUCCAAUCUGCCAGCGACCUGUGUGUCGGCCACAGUGCCAGAACGGAGGGACGUGUUUGGCACCGUACCUGUGUCGUUGUCCUGCCGGCACUCUUGGCACUUACUGCCAGAAAUUUCUCUGCUCGCGUGGGUGUGGCGUGGGCGGCGUGUGUGUUGGCGUGGAACGGUGCAGGUGCGGACGUGGAUUCUCAGGACCCUCCUGCACCACACCCAUCUGUGACCCGCCGUGUAGCAACGGAGGAACGUGCACCAGCCCCGGAGUAUGCACCUGCCCCGAAGGCUACUCGGGUCUCUGGUGUACAAACAGGAAGUGUAAGUACGUGCCCAAACAGGUAGCGUACACUAGGAGUUACAAGAAGAUGGUGCCUCAGAGAGUUCAGACCCACUGCGGUGCCUGGGGGUGGAAGAGCUGUACCUCCGUCAGGCAGGUGUACCAGACGGUCACCCAGAAGUUCUACCGUACCGUCUACACCUGUGAGCCAACCCCCUAACGCCCCCGACACCCCUCCUCUCGACACAUGACUGAAGUGUUAAAAAAAACCUAAAAAAAAAAGAAAUUUCUAAUCCGAUUAUCUAGCUAAUGAUCUGAAAGGAAAAUGAUUGUGUAAUCUCAUUUUCAUAACAUCGGGCUACUAUUAUAUAUGUAACUCAGACAUGAAAUUGAUAUUGAAAGUGUAAUCUGAUUUCCACAUCAUGGGAUCACUAUUGCUAAAUGUAAAUCAGAGCUAAAGGCAAAAAAAAAAAGAAAUAAACUUUAAUCUGAAUUC
Molecule: messenger RNA, 3094 nt
Organism: Homarus americanus (American lobster)
Lineage: Eukaryota; Metazoa; Arthropoda; Malacostraca; Decapoda; Nephropidae
Biological process (GO): G protein-coupled acetylcholine receptor signaling pathway; receptor clustering; anatomical structure development
Cellular component (GO): cell surface; extracellular region
Molecular function (GO): laminin binding; signaling receptor binding
Source: RefSeq, a predicted model, not a curated record